AUGUCGUCACGGACUCACCAUGACCAGCUCAUCGAGCGGGACCCCGCUGGGGAAGAUGUGAGGAGCCAAACGGAAUCGCAGGAAGAUGCAGCUCUCUUGAAAACAAUGGGCUAUAAGCCGGUCCUACAUCGGACAUACUCAUUUUUCGAAAACUUCGCCACGACAUUCGCCGCACUAUACUUCAUUGGUGGUGUACGUGUCACCUUUAGUACCGGUAUUGCCGCUGGCGGAAACUUGGCUUAUUGGAGUAGGACGAGCUACCUCGUGACGGUCGUUUUCACGUUUAUCACUGCAGCCGUCAUCGCAGAAGUCUGUUCUGCCUCGCCUUCUGCCGGAUCGAUUUACCUGUGGGCUGCGGAAGCAGGUGGGCCGAGAUUCGGACGACUCCUUGGAUUUAUCGUCGCAUGGUGGUCGACCACUGCGUGGACAACGUUCUGUGCCAGUAACACUCAAUCAGCGACAAACUAUCUGCUAUCCGUAGGCGGCCCAAUCGGAAUUCAUGGAUACGUACUUACCCGGCUUCAGGAAUUGACUGUGUUUGAUGUCGACUUUCCCAAGGAUGUGUCAGACGUCAAGUUCCGUGCUGUGCAAUGGAUCGUCACCGAGAUUCUUCUUGCCCUGGCAGCUCUGCUCAACUUCAUGCCACCGAGAUAUUUCAAAUAUGUCUUCUGGUUCUCCUCGGCGGUUGUUAUGCUCGACUUCUUCCUGAACGUCAUAUGGCUUCCGAUUGGGACAGCCAAUACCUGGGGAUUCAGAACUGCCGAGGAGGCCUUCAUGUCCACGUACAACGGAACCGGUGCUCCCCCAGGAUGGAAUUGGUGUCUCUCCUACCUUGCCACCGCCGGUAUUCUGAUUGGAUUCGACGCCUCCGGUCACGUCGCGGAGGAGACCAAGCACGCAUCUGUGACCGCCGCGCGUGGUAUCUUUUGGAGUACCGUAGCGAGUGGAAUUGGCGGCUUUGCAACCAUUAUACUAUUCCUCUUCUGCGCACCUACUGCCGACACGCUCUUCGGAUUUGGUUCGCCCCAGCCUUUCGUGCCUCUCUACGCGGUUGUACUCGGAAAGGGCGGGCACAUUUUCAUGAACAUCAUCUGCAUAUCUGCCCUCUGGCUUAACACAGCGAUUGCCAUAGUAGCUGCGUCUCGUCUUGUCUUCGCCGUUGCCCGUGAUGGCGUCCUCCCAUUCUCCUCUUGGGUCUCUGUUGUGCACAACGGCCAACCUCGCAAUGCCGUUAUCGUUGUCUGGGGAGUCGCGUCCUUGAUCACCUGCACCAUUCUCCCGUCGGACGUUGCAUUCACUUCCCUUGUUUCAGCGGCCGGUGUCCCUUCUGCGGCAGCAUACGGCCUCAUCUGCCUCGCCCGUCUCUUCCUCACCCCGAAACGAUUCCCGAAGCCCGCGUGGAGUCUUGGAAAGUGGUCCAAGCCAUUCCAGGUGAUCGGAGUGUUCUGGAACGGAUGGGUUGUUGCGGUGCUCUUCUCGCCGUAUGCAUUCCCAGUGACGGGCCAGAACCUCAACUACGCCCCUAUAAUCAUGGCCGGCGUGACCAUCUUCGCCCUUAUUUCGUACUUCAUCAUGCCGGAGGAGGCGUGGCUACCGAGGAACCGCAUCUCGAAUUUCGUCGAUAGCAAGGGUGUUGUCAGCUCGACGGUGGAUGAAGCUGGUGGCACAUCAAGCGAGGCACGUACGUCGCCUGAACCAGAACCUCAGACUAAGAACCCUGCCCAGAGUUGA
Molecule: messenger RNA, 1731 nt
Organism: Aspergillus versicolor CBS 583.65
Lineage: Eukaryota; Fungi; Ascomycota; Eurotiomycetes; Eurotiales; Aspergillaceae
Product: putative amino acid permease
Exons: 8
Coding region: 1-1731 (576 amino acids)
Biological process (GO): transmembrane transport
Cellular component (GO): membrane
Molecular function (GO): transmembrane transporter activity
Source: RefSeq, a predicted model, not a curated record